Molecule: messenger RNA, 7120 nt
Organism: Aedes aegypti (yellow fever mosquito)
Lineage: Eukaryota; Metazoa; Arthropoda; Insecta; Diptera; Culicidae
Gene: axo
Product: contactin-associated protein-like 4
Exons: 21
Coding region: 843-6824 (1993 amino acids)
Molecular function (GO): serine-type endopeptidase inhibitor activity
Source: RefSeq, a predicted model, not a curated record
CGGUGCUCUUAUCAAUCGGAAGAAGACAGGUUCAGUGUGGUUUCGACCGUCGCGCAGUUCAGCUCGAUAAGAAAUAGCAGGUGUCGCAAUAACAGUAACGGGAAAAAUAAACGGGGAAAAAGUGCACUGUAAGUGUAUAUCUGAAGAAAAGGAAGUGCGAGUGAGUGUUGAAGUCCUGUUUACCGCCGUCGUACGGAGCAGUUCAUGAAUGGAUAUCACUAGCUGUCGUGGAGGAGUUCCCUGCUUGAUGUGAGAACGAAGGAUGAUAUUAAUGGGAAGAUAAAAGAGUGCGAUAAGGAAGUGGAGCAAAAAAGUGUCAUUGACAAGUGUCUAUUGGAAGGAAGACGCCAGACGAAGAAGUCAACAGAAGUCACACCGCAAUCAAGUCGUCCCCUUCUGUAUAGUGCGUUUACCAAGCUAAAUAGGAAAAGAAUAGCACUUGUGAAUGUCUCGUCGAGGAGGAAGUGUUUGAGUAUUGUUGCAGUGAGUUCGUGUGGAAAAUAUCCCAUCUUGUCGGUAGGGGAUUACUUCCGGUCAUAAUUCCCGGCCCCUUGUGUUGCUCAGUGUUGCAAGGCAACCUCGAAGAAAGUGUUGAAAAACAAACAAAGCUCACCCCAUUGAGAGGAGGAAGCUCUACGACGAGGAUAUCUUGGGAGAAAAGUAUACUUCUGCUGACCAACAGAACCUGAACCGGAACAUAUUGUUGCUAUAUUGUUAUAAUCGCUCUGUGGGAAACCCACACAACCCGUCGUGAGCUCGGUGCAGACACAACACAAAAGGCAGAGGCAGUUAGUUGAGAAGCAACACCACAAUCAACCUGCCCAUCUGUUAAUUACCAAAGAAUGCACCAAAACCAUCAUGCAGCUGCCUCAGGUCAUUGCCGAACGCCAGUCAUUGCCAUCACAGUUGCCGCCAUCAGUAUUCUCACACUUCCGCACACGGCAUCGGCCAUCCCGACGACUACCGAAAUACCAAAAUGUACCGGCCCUCCGAAUCCGGGUGGCUGCCAGGGGGUCCAGAAUCGGUACUACUUCAAUCAGACGACCAACAAUUGCACCCAGUUCACCUGGGGCGGUUGCGGAGGCAAUCUGCAGAACAAUUUCGAAACGUACGAAGUGUGCAUGCAGCAGUGCAACAAUGAGACGCAAACGCAGCCUCCGGUGCAGCAGCUAACAACGGCCAACAGCCCGUCGACAACGGUGCAGACCCAGACGCAGGAAGCGCUUUCGCAGCGGUACUCCUCCAGCAGCACCCAGCCCCCCAUGCCGGACGAACUUCGGGGCUCGGAGCUCACGUUCAAGGAAACCGGCUACGAGAAAACGUUCAUGUUCGCCAAGAACAACACGUUCAUCCAGAUGGACGGCGAAACAAUACAAACAUUUCAAUUAAGAUUAUGCCGUGAAAUAUCAUUCCAAUUCCGCACCCGACUGCCGCACGGGCUGCUGGUUUAUCACAACGUCAAGACCCCGGCCGGCGUCAAGCUGGACCCGUACGCCCUGUACGUCAUCGUGGAGAAGGGCCAGCUGAAGGUGGUGCACGUGUUCGGAAACCACUCGACCAGUGUCACCGUCGGCGAGGGCCUCAACCGGGACGAAUGGCACAGCGUUAUGGUCCGGAUAGACGUCCACGGAGCCCGCCUGAUAGCCCGUGUUGAUGACCACAAGGAGGAAGUCUACCUGAAAGGGCUGAAUCACGAAACCAACUACGGCGUUUCGAUAAACCUGAUGUCGGUGGUGCUGGUCGGAGGUCUCAGCUCCGAGGAAAAACUGCACGGCGUCAAGUACAUAAUCGAGUCAUUUGUUGGCUGCAUCCGCAAUGUGGUCCUCAGCUCCGGCAAGGCAGCAUCCGACUUGCUGCCCAUCACGCCCCUCAUUGCAACUAAGCAUGAAAAUGUGAAGGAAGGCUGUCGCAACCUAUGCCACUCCCGGCAAAACCUCUGCUUCCCGGGAUCCCGCUGCGUCAACCACUACUAUGACAUUUCGUGCGAUUGCUUCGGGACCAAAUACGAGGGCGAACACUGUGAUAUCUAUACCGCAACAGUAUUAACGCUGCGAGGUUCAAGCUACGUAUCGUACCGGAUCUACGACUGGAAGGACCGAGUUCACUCGCCCGUAACGCGCAUCAGUUUGAUGUUCAAAACGAACUACGACGACUCGGCACUGUUCUACGCAAGCGGGGAAUCCCUCAAACCGCAGUACAUUGCAGCUUCCAUCAAAAACCACUCGGCCUACAUCGAGAUGGACUUUGGUGAUGGUGUCAUGACGGCCGUACUCGGACAGGAUCUCACCAAGCACUACUGGCACAAUCUAACGAUUUUCCACGAGAAUAACCAAGUGACAGCAAUUUUGGACGACCACAUGAAGAUUCUGGAUAUACCCGGAGUCAUCCACAAUCUGCUCUUCGAUCCGGAAAUCUACUUCGGAGGUGGCCCCAACCUGUCCAAACGCAAAGGCCUCGCUUCGAACAACAACUUUGUCGGUUCGCUCAAAUACGUUUUCUACAAUGACGUCUCGGUGCUUUUCGAGCUGAAAAAGGCCAAUCCCAAGGUGCACUACAUUGGCGUUCUGGAGGAGGAAUUCCGCGAAGUGGAAGUGGACGUCAUUCCCAUCACCUUCUCCUACGCCAAAUCACAUAUCUGGUGGCCCCUAAGCACCAAAGAUACCCUGAAUCUCAAGUUCGACUUCAAGAGCAGCAAACCGUCGGCUGUGUUGGCUUACAGCGAAGUCAAAACGGAUGACGCCAUCGGAUACUGGGAGAUUCGCCUCUCGUCGGACCGGCUCAGUUUCGACCUGAAUCCGGACGUUACCAGCAACAUCACCCACAACACCUACAUUAAAAUUGACAAUCCCACCUCGUGGCAUGCGAUUCACCUGACGUACGCCCAAGGCAAAAUUACGUUCGUCGUCGACUUUCGACAUUCCGUCACCCAGCUGUACGGCCUAUCGUUCAACGUCGGCGAUAAGCUCAUCAUCGGAAGCAGCCUGAAGGCGGCCGCUUCCGGUCUCGUCGGAUGCUUGCGAGAUUUGAAAAUUAAUGGCGUGGAAAUUGAGCCCCGCUUCCUCGUCAAAAGCGAACGGGUGGUGGGCGAUGUUUCGCUGGACAACUGCAAGUACAUUGAUCCCUGCAAGAAGCCCAACACGUGCGAACACGGUGGAAAGUGCUCGGUCAAAGACGACAGCACGACCUGCGAUUGCAAAGACACCGGAUAUAUUGGCAAGAACUGCCAUUUCACACAGUACCGCAAGACAUGCGAAGAGCUUGCCUUGCUGGGCUUUUCCAAGUCGGACGUCUACUCGAUUGACAUCGACGGCAAUGGGGUGUUUCCGCCGGCAAGGGUCAAGUGUGACUUCCAAAGUCUAACCAAUGCCACCAAGACGAUUGUGGAGCAUAAUUUACCCUCUCAGGUAGACGUGAGGUCAUUUAACGACAUAGAUUUCAGCUUCCAGAUUCAGUACCGAGAGUUCAACGCCGAGAUGCUGCAGGAGCUGAUUUCGCAUUCCCUUUACUGCACUCAGUACAUCAAAUACGAUUGCAUCCUAGCGCCACUGGAUUUGCACUCGGCCACGUGGUUCAAGUCGUCCUACAACAACAACACCGUGGAUUCGCUGGGAGAAGUCAAACGAGGAACGUGUCCCUGUUCGGUGGGUCAGAGCUGUAUCGAUCCCAGCGUGACCUGUAACUGUGACGCCCGGUCUGACAAGUGGCAAUCGGACGAGGGAUUCUUUAGGGAACCCACUAGUCUGGGCAUCACGCAGAUGUACUUUUUGCAACAGAAGGAACUGCUCAACGAUAAAUCACAGGGACGCAUCACGCUUGGUCCGUUGGAGUGUGUGGAAACAAACACCCAAAAGUACGUCGUCACCUUUACCACGUCGCAAUCAUUUAUCGAAGUCCCCGGCUGGAGAAAAGGUGACAUCGCAUUCUCGUUCCGAACCACCGGUGAGAAGGCCAUCCUCCUGUUCCAACCCCCAAUCCGGUCCAACUUCCCUUCCUUCAUGGUGGCCCUCACCGGAGACUACCAGCUGACGUUCAACUUCACUCUGAACACCGGAACGCCGAAAACCCUGACGAUCGACACGAACCGAAAGCUCAAUGGUGGCGAGUGGCACAAGAUCUGGAUCGAUUACAACGAACACCAUGUCCGGUUUAUGAUCAACACCGACACCAGGAUGGUGGAUCUGCAACCGGAGGAGGAAUUCGGCCCGUUCGAGGGCAGCAUGUUCAUUGGAGGAGCACCCACUGAAAUCUCCAAAAAGUACACCGUCAAGCAGGGUCUGAUUGGAUGCUUCCGAGGGCUGGUGGUCAACGGCGAAAUCUUGGACAUCUACAGCUUCAUGUCGGUUCAUCUGUCGGAAAUCAUCAAAGACUGUCGGCCCUCGUGUGUUCCUAAUCCCUGCAAAAGUGGAGCCUACUGCCGGGAGCUGUGGAGCUCGUUCGAGUGUGUCUGCAAAAACCGAUGGGCCCACCUGGGGCAGCACUGCGAAACGAACAUCAACGAAGAUGCACUGACGUUCACGAGCCGCGAGUCGUACCUGAAGCGGAACUACAUCAGCGACGCCGAGGACCAACGGGAGGAGCGCGAAAAGCUUCGUAGCAUAUUAAAUUCCUCGCUGCUAAUAAAUCUCCGGACCUACGAUAGGCAUUCGUUUGUGCUGUACGCGAACGAUCACUUCAACAAUUUCAUCCAGCUGUACCUGACGAACGGCAACCAGAUGGUGUAUUUGUACAACUACGGCAACGAUAUCGUCAAUCUGACGCUGGAGCACGACGGGCUGAACAAUGCCCGGAGCAUCCAGGUGGCCGUCAUCCGGACCGAGACCAACACGACGCUGUUUGUCAACGAGAAGAACGUCACCGUGGAGCGGGGCCACCUGCUGCUGGAGGAGUACUCCAACAAGCCGUGGAACAAUCCGGAGCUGGAGGUACUUUCACCCCAUCGACCGCCGGCCCCUCCCACGGAGUACUUCCAGUUCAACAUCGGUGGGUACGAUCCGGCCAAUCUGCUCAAGCCCAACGCGGACACCGAGGACCUGCAGGGCUACAUCGGGUGCAUCCGGGGCCUUAAGGUGGGCGAUAAUUUGAUUUCCCUCAAAGAGAUGGCCCAACAGAACAAUGCUCACGUCAAGGACGGAGUGCAGGAUGAUUGCCAGAUGAAGUGCGAUGCCGAGCCGUGCAAAAAUGGCGGAAUUUGUACGGAGAAUUUUGCCAAACAGGAAAGCUCCUGCAAUUGCGAGCACACAAGCUUCCUGGGUGAAUUCUGCUCGGAGGAAAAGGGCGCCAGUUUCAGUGGAGAGGCAACCGUGCUGAGAAAGUUUGUUCUGACGGAAAAAGUCGAACAGGUGCGACUGCAGUUGGCAUUUUCCAGUAACGAUAUGAGGCGGGCGAAUCGAGUGAUGUUGCUGCUGCAGACGAAGAACGACCGAAGCUAUUAUCUGAUGGUGGCCAUCAAUGCGGAAAAUAAUCUGGUCAUUCAGGAAGACCGCGAAGGUGCAACAUAUGAGGCGAUAAUUGGACACAACUUUAUGGAUGAUUCGAGACAUUCGAUCUUCUACAAUAGACAUGGUGAGGAGAGCUCGCUAUUGGUAGAUCGCAAGACGUAUCCGAUGAAGUUGAUUGAGAGCAAAGCGUUGAUUCCGGUCGCGGAGCCAGGGGAGAACCACGUGCAGCUCGGUGGAGUCAACACAACGGAUAUUCGGUUUGCAGUCUACAAGGGAUACGAUGGAUGUUUGUCGAACAUUUUCAUUCAGGUGAACAAUGACACCAUGAAGCCAUUGGAAGAGUACAUGCUGUUUACGAAAAGCGAAGUGGCGUCCAUCCAGGUCAUCAAUCCACAAGGCGUUCGGUCCGCCCAGUGCAAGCAGUUCGAUAUUGUGCCGAAGCUACCCCUCAGCGAACCCGCCCUCAACAUGUCCUCGGGUUCGGAUAAAAAUUGGGUCGUGGAAGCUCCGUCCCGGAUACCGUACGAAGCCAUCCACCAGGACCCAUCGGACGAGGAGGACAAAACUCAGGUGGUGUUCAUCACCCUGACCGCAGUCUUCGUGGUGAUUGUCGUGUGCUGCCUGAUUGAAGUGUACCGCUCGGAUCGGGAGUACAAGAAACGGCAGGAGCGAAAAACGGACGAGGACAUCAUUCUGUCGAAGGAACAGGCGGCCGCCAAGAUGCAUUAUGAGGCGGCCACCGGUCCCAAUGCCGGCAAGGGGUACAAUUAUAAGGCGAUCCCACUGGACGAGAAGAAGGAAAAUGGUGCCGCCAAACCAUUAGUCGGCAUUCUGAAGAACGGAAGUGUCACUCCUCCCAUCAAUGGAGAUGCAAACGGUCAAAAAACUCCAGACGAAAAAGACAUGCAGUUGCUGACCGGUAUCCGAGACAGCCAACUGAUGGAUCACGAGCCGCUGUGGGAAUCGUUGGCUGCCGAGGAGGCGGAAGCACUCAUCAAAGAGAUUCCCAACGGUACCGAAGAUAGCCGUCCGAACUCCCGACACGGAAGCUCGCCUCAGCUGGCCAACGGAAGUAACGGAGUGAACGCCCACCAUCCGUCCGACCGGGACACGGACAGCGAUAACGAAUUGACCGACACCUCGGUGACGGAGCCCGUCAGAACUAAUCACCAUCGUAAACCGCCCAAGCUGGUUCUGUUUGCCGAUUCGUCGCCAUCUUUGGUCAUUCCCGUCUCCACCCCGCUGUCCUGUAAACCUCCACAGUUGAACAACGGACUUCGGCCUCGGACGCCUCGCCAGGUAUCCUGGGGUCCACCACCGGCGGCAUUGAUCGGCACAAACCAGCUGCCGUACAAGAUCGACGAAUCACCGGAAUCGCCGGCGUAGACAUUGUAGGAUAGAAUGAGGGCGUGGCUAAUCGCUUCAAGGUGUGAUUACAAGUGUUUGUACAUGUCAUUUGGUGUUUUAUGUGUUUUGUGUGAGAUUUGUUGGGACCGCGCGGAUAUUUGUGUUUUGUAUGAUCUCUCUUCCCAGUUAAUGUCCAUCUAUCCAUCCCUCUUAGUCAAGCAGAUGGCGACUUGUGUGUUUCUGUGUAUUAACUUUAGUCAUUUAGGUUUUUAAUUUUCCCCUGCAGUGUAAGGAGCCAAAUAAAGAAGAAAUAUUUCCUUUGAGGAACAGAAUCA